ACAUUAAACGACCACAUUUGGCUAAUGUUUUCGAAAAUUGUAUCUGUCGAACAACCAGCUGAUCCGUAUUGUAAACAAUUUGAAUAGGCACAAUGUAAUUUAUGGUAAAUGGCUAUUAUCGUAAAAGUCGUAAAAGUAAACACGUGUCGAGUUUAAGCGCAAAUUAAAGAUUUAGGGUCUUUUGUAAUUCUUAGAAACAAAACACACCUAUUUGUACACAAGACGCACCAAAACACAGUGUUGAGUUAAUUGUGAAACUGUCAACAUGUCGGGAGCCAAAAGAAAGCAGUUUAAUAUCGAAGAAAAGUCGCGUAUUAUUUCAAAGUUAAAUAGCGGAGUUCCAAACAAAGUCUUAGCUAAAGAAUAUGGCGUAUCACACUCGACAAUUUCCACCAUUUGGAAUGGAGGGAAAAAAUUCAAAACCUCUAUGACAAAAACUUUUUGAAAAUGAAACGAGCCCGUACAACGAAGCAUACGAAGAUUGAAGAAGCUUUGUUAAAGUGGUUUAAAUAUCAAAGGACAAAUAAUGUGCCAAUAAAUGAACCAAUUCUUCAACAAAAAGCAAACGAUUUUGCUCAACGCUUUGGUGAAGAUUUUGUUUGCUCGUCUAGUUGGAUUCAACGUUUCCGGGCUCGGCACGGCAAUGUCGGCGGGAAAAUGAGUGAUAAAGCUGCCAGUGUUGAUAAAGGUGUUGUAGAAGAUUGGAUGACGCAAAAGUGGCCCACGUUAUGCGAAGGCUACACACCAGACGACAUUUUUAACGCGGACAAAACCGGACUUGUUUACAAUAUGACACCAGACAGGACUUUAAAGUUCAAAGGAGAGAAUUGUUUGCGAGGAAAAAUGUCCAAGACGAGACUAACGAUCAUGGUUGCAGCAAAUAUGACAGGUUCCUGUAAAAAGAAGCUUUUAGUUAUUGGGAAAUCUAAGAAACCAAGAUGCUUUAAAUCUGUUCGCUCACUACCGGUAACGUAUGAAAACAAUGUGAAAUCAUGGAUGACAUCAAAAAUCUUUGAAAGAUGGUUGCGAGACUGGGAUGCUGAAUUAAAAGCAAACAAUAAGAAAGUACUACUUUUGAUUGAUAAUUGUCCUGCUCAUCCAGCUGCUACCAAUCUAAAGUUCAUUAAACUUGUGUUCUUACCACCAAAUGUUACAUCUGUGCUGCAACCUGCUGGACCAAGGUGUAAUAAGAUGUUUAAAAUCUCAUUAUAGAACAAUGCAAGUGUUAAAAUUAAUACAAAACCUGGACAGUAAUAAUCAGAACAGCUUUACGGUUUUUGAUGCCAUCUUGAUGAUAUCAGAAGCAUGGGAAAAAGUUUCACAGAAAACUAUAGCUAACUGCUUUAGACAUGCAGGUUUUAAAGAUCUCCCAACAGUAACCUCAGAUUACGUGACUGACGAUGACGAAGAGGACAACAUUUCUUUAUUCCAAUUAGCCCAAAAUUUACGACCUGCUUCAUCUACUACUGAAGCAGACGCGUUUCUUAAUAUAGAUAGGUCUAUUGUGACUUGUGCAUCGGCUACGGAAGAUAAUAUUGUACAAGAAGUUCGAGAAGUUAAAGAAGAAAAUGACGAACAGGACGACUCUGAAGAACAAUUUACAGUGCCAACUUUAAGUGAUGGUCUCAAUGCUGUUUGUGUAUUACGCAAAAUUGUUCUUUUUUAUGAACAGUUUCACCUGCAGGGCAAUUAUAACAAUAAGCUGAUUAAACUCCAACGUGAAUUACAAAAUGUAUAUACAAGACAGUAGUGUUCCAAACAAACAAAA
Vanessa atalanta (red admiral) is the source of this 1768-nucleotide messenger RNA. Its product is annotated as major centromere autoantigen B-like. Gene Ontology annotation, molecular function: nucleic acid binding. The transcript has a single exon. The coding region runs from base 1148 to 1750 and encodes 200 amino acids. Lineage: Eukaryota; Metazoa; Arthropoda; Insecta; Lepidoptera; Nymphalidae. The record is from RefSeq and is a predicted model, not a curated record.